This is a messenger RNA of Psylliodes chrysocephalus, 1929 nucleotides long. The record is from the annotation of a GenBank genome assembly. NCBI's taxonomy places the organism in Eukaryota, Metazoa, Arthropoda, Insecta, Coleoptera, Chrysomelidae.
CCCUAUACUUACCAUACCUGAGAUAAGGAGUCACUAAGCCCAAAGUGGUGGACGCGGCGGGCGCUCAGGUAAGACAGUUAUCGAUUUUUUGGCAAAUUUUAAAUGCAUUUGACCACGUCUGCCGUUUUGAAAUUUGAAAAUAUAUUAUUAUUAUCAGAAAACAACAAUGGCAGACCUUUAUCGCGUGUUUAACAUUGUGGCAGAGAGUUUUGGAAGUCCUGAAAAUAAUAAAAUUUUUAAAGUAAUUGGCCAGAUCUGCCAUUGAUAUAUUUUAUUUAUUAGGGUAUUAAAAACUUAUAUUCAUCACGACAGACAUCUUCAUUGAGUACGCACGUCAGCAGACAACAAAAUCUUAGCUACUAUCCGGCCAGGUGUAUGCAUACUGUUUAUAGCUAUCUUUCUUUUUUUCCCCUAUGGAUUACUAUUGUACUCCAUAUACCAUUUUCUUUUAUUGUUACUAGUAUUCAAAUGAUUCAGAUUUUAUACCUGAGAGGGCCCAGAUAUCUCCCCACCAUAACGGUUAGUUCCAGAUAUUUUCAGUAUAUUUGUGAACCUUCAUACAGAUACCAAAGAUACCAGAAUUGUCUCUGUAGAUACCUCGUGUUUUGUGAAAUAAAUAAAAUAUAUAGUGUUGCUUUCUUUUAUUUUGCUGAUUACUCCUAUUAUUUAUUUAAUAUACGCAAAAGUGAAAAAAAAAAGAACUGAAGUGUUUCUUGUGACACGGUAAAAACUGAUAAAUUACUGAUAUUUUCAGAAGAGACUAUGUCAAAAGAGGUUACGAAAAUUUCAUUAAUUGAAAUAUAAAGAUAUCAUUUUACCAGACGAAAUUUAUGAUUCUGCACAUCAUAGUAAUUGAUACAAGACAUUUACAGCAUUGAAAAGACAUUUUAUGUCGACAGAUGUUAAAAAAAGUUCCAUCACAGACCAGUACAUCUUCGUUUGCAAUUGAACAACCAUCUACAUCAGCUGAUAGUUCAAUAAUUAAUGAUACAAUUGUACAUGAUUCCCUUGUAAAAGAUGUGAAUCUUCACGAGACAGAAGAAGUAGAAAAAGAAAUUGACGCUCAAGCUGAACAACCGUUGGAGGCAGGACCUUCCGAAGAUUUAGCAGAAUCAUCGACCAUUCAUACUUCUGAAAAUGUAGCUUUAGCAAACUUAAAUGUGUUUUUUUGCAACAAAAAAAGAAACAAUAUCGCUCUAAGAAUUGGCCAUUACGCACUUCAGGGAAGGAUCAAUUUGAAAAGAGUAUUUUAUUAAACUUUAAGCCAGAUACUGAAAUUUACAGUGAAAGUUUGACCAAAAUACAAAGUGUCUAUUAUCAUAUUUGCCGGCAAAAUUUCAGGAAUCAGAAAAUGUCACUAGUGAAAAGUCUUGUCCGUACUUCAUGGCACAUCUCCUGAGAAGUACAUGAAACUGUUUAUAAAGAAAUAUGUUAAUUGAAGAGAAUGUCAUAAAUCGAGGGACGUUGUUAUUUUCUGAGUUAUUUACAUAGAGUAUCUCGAAAUGUUUAAAGAAUUAAGUGAAGGCUCUGACGCAACAUCAAUAUUUACCACACACUAUUUAGAAGAAAAGAUUCACAAGAAAUUUAAUGACAAAAUUAAAAUUUUGAUAUCGAACAAAAAAAAAGUUGUUAUUAUUUGUUAUCUUCAAUAUACCUCCAUAGUUUACUAAAUUAAAUAUUAAUUCCUAUAAAGUAAUAACGUAAAUCAUAUUGAUGUGAAACAAGGAACGUAAUACACAUACAUCUGAUCGGAUGGUAGCUAAGGUUUUGUUGUCUGCUGACGUGUGUACUCAGCGAAGACGUCUGCCGUGAUGAAUAUAAGUUUUUAAGACCCUAAUAAAUAAAAUAUAUUAAUGGCAGAUCUGGUCAAUUGACCAGUAAUUACUUUCAAAAUUUUAUUAUUUUCAGCACUUUCAAAACUGUUUGCCA